Electrophorus electricus (electric eel) is the source of this 1314-nucleotide messenger RNA. It is a transcript of the gene cldn31, whose product is annotated as claudin 31. Lineage: Eukaryota; Metazoa; Chordata; Actinopteri; Gymnotiformes; Gymnotidae. Gene Ontology annotation, molecular function: structural molecule activity. The record is from RefSeq and is a predicted model, not a curated record. Gene Ontology annotation, cellular component: membrane; bicellular tight junction.
ACUUACACACACACACUCAUAGAUGCAGCAUGCGCGCACAAAUUUCAGACAUACAGAGCCUCAUCCCUUUCUGUGCUAAACCCCAAAACAUAUGCCAGUCACACAGCGCCUGGCCCAGUCACUUCUUCGAUUAAUCUUCUAUGAGACCUCUAAGGGUGAAGUUGGAAAGCUAUCCCAGACUUGAUAAUUUCUCUGACACAUUGAAUGACUGCUGUGAAAGAUAAUACAAGUGUGACAGCAAACCCACAUUCAUUCCCUUCCACUGUGUCUCUGUCUUAUUGCCAUGGCGAGCACUGGUCUCCAGGUGAUGGGCCUGCUGCUGUCGAUAGCAGGUUUGGUGGGCGGAGCUCUGGUGUGCGUCUCCCCCUGGUGGCGAGUUUCAGCCUUCGUCGGGGACGAGCUGGUUGUCUCUGAGGUGCGGUGGGAGGGGCUUUGGAUGACCUGCCUGUCACACUGGGGAAAGAUUCAGUGUAAAGCCUUUGACUCUGGCCUCGCUCUCUCAGCCUCCGACCAGCUGUGCCGUACCCUGUCUGUGUUGGCCCUCAUUCUGUGUGUGCUAGCCCUUCCUGUGGGCGUGGUCGGACUCAAGUGCACCCACUGCCUAGGUGAUAUGCAGAGUCCUAAGGCUCGGCUUGUGCAGGUAGCAGGCAUCCUCUUUGUCAUAGCUGGAGUGCUCUUCCUCAUCCCGGUAUGUUGGAACGCGUACGUGGUGGUUCGAGAUUUUUAUGACCCAAACGUCGCACCGCCGCUCAAACGAGAGUUGGGCCCCGCCCUCUACCUCGGAUGGGUCAUGGUGCUGUUGAUGCUGGUGGGAGGGGCUGUGCUAUAUGGAAGCUCAACCUCCCCUGGGGUUCCAACCAUAUUUAGCUCUAGAAGAGGGGUGAGGAAUAACCCUGAGGCCUCGACCAAAGAGGAUAAAGCAGAAAAGGCUUAUGUGUGAGGAAAUCAGCAAGUGACAUAGUAGGACAGAGUUAAAAUUAGAGAGGGAAAAACGAAAAAAGUGUGUCACAGAAAAAAAGAAGUGCAUUAAAUAUUUAGUUAUGUUUGCUUCUGAGUUAAUUAUCAUUUUGACCAGAUUUAUACAUUUUUUAAUAAUUGAAAUUUUGGAAUUAAAAAUAGUUAGGUGAUGAUACACCAAUGUGUUUUUAUUUCACUGAGUUGUGGUUUGUAAUGGCACAUUUAAUAAUAAAUUAUGAAAAAUAAUAUUAUUUUGUUACACAGGACAAUCACACAAUCUUUCUUAUUUAUGUAGUGUUAUUAUGGUUUGGUGUACUAAACAUGCCUGUUAAUAAAGCUGUACCAUGUUUACAUUUA